AUGAGUGGGGAUGCCUCUCCAACCAAAGCGUUCCGCUACCAACAAACUCUGAUCCUCAACAUGAGUGCUGUCUCCUGCCAGGAUGCAGGUGAUAUGCUUAUUAUCUGGUUGGAGGGCGUACUAGGACUCCUUUAUGGAAUGCUGACGCCCUGCCUUCUCAAUGAAGGCCUCUUAUUUCCAAUGCAGUUCUCAAAGCUGGGUCCAGACCCUCCUGUGGAGGGACUGUGGACUGCAGAGGAAGGCAUCUUGACAAAAAUGGCAUUUGAGACCUGGUGUGCAAGCAGCUCCAGUUUAAAAAACUUGACAGAGGAAAGACUUUUUGCAGCCUUCAUGCCAAAGAGUGGCCAGCUCUCUGCUAAUCUCCUGAGUCUGCUGGUAACCUCUGAAGCAACAACAGCACUCCAUUGCGCGAGGAGGAGUAGAGGAAUGGAGAGCUCAGGGAGCAGGACACAGGAGCCCAGCCCGAAGACAGCUCUGUGGGAGGGCACACCGCAAUACGACUAUGUCUGCUUUGAGAAAUGCACCCGUUUCGGGAUACCUGUGGAGGCAGGACACGAGGCCGGGGCCACAGGGGACGGCCUGCGCUCCCCGGAGAACUCCCUGAGCUACCCGCAGCUUUAUGGCCGAUACACAGACCAGAUAACAGAUAACAUUUCAGACAAGGAAGCAGCAAAACUGCUGAAGAAACAGGCCCAAAGGAACAAUGGAAGACCCCUGAAACGUGACAGUCAAGUACAGAUCAAAGAAGAGCACUAUUCCAAAUGUCAAGACUGUGCUAAACGCAUCCAGAAAUAUGUUACCAAGAAGCUUGGAGAGGACUGGAUUUUCUUGGUUCUGUUGGGUCUGGUCAUGGCGUUGGUGAGCUGGGGAGUGGAUUAUGCCAGUGCAAAGACCGUACAGGCCUACAAGUGGACCUACAGAGCGCUGCACCCGAACGUCCCUCUGCAGUACAUGGUGUGGGUUGCCUUUCCACUCGGCCUCAUUCUGUUCGCAGCCAGCUUCUGCCACUUCGUCUCUCCACAGGCUGUUGGGUCUGGGAUCCCAGAGCUCAAGACCAUUAUGAGGGGAGUGGUCCUCAAGGAGUAUCUCACUCUCAAAGCUUUUGUGGCCAAAGUUGUGGCCCUCACAGCUGGGCUUGGAAGUGGCAUGCCUGUGGGGAAAGAGGGUCCUUUUGUGCAUAUUGCCAGUAUCUGUGCCGUGGUACUCAGCAAGUUCAUGUCAAUCUUCUGUGGGGUGUACGAGCAGCCCUAUUAUUACACAGAUGUCCUGACUGUGGGGUGUGCAGUGGGUGUUGGCUGCUGCUUUGGCACACCACUUGGAGGGGUUCUUUUCAGCAUCGAGGUCACCUCCACCUACUUUGCUGUGCGCAAUUAUUGGAGAGGCUUCUUUGCAGCUACCUUUAGUGCCUUUGUGUUCCGAGUUCUUGCUGUCUGGAACAAGGAUGCAGUUACCAUCACAGCCCUGUUCAGAACAAACUUCCGUAUGGAUUUCCCCUUUGAUCUGCAAGAGCUGCCAGCAUUUGCUAUAAUAGGCAUAUGUUCUGGAUUCCUUGGAGCCUUUUUUGUUUAUCUCAAUCGCCAAGUGGUCCUGGGCAUCCGACGUCAUAAGGCUCUGAGCCAGUUUCUCACCAAAUACCGACUGAUAUACCCUGCAGUUAUAACCUUCUGUAUAGCAUCUGUGACGUUUCCUCAUGGAUUUGGGCAGUUCAUGGCAGGAGAGUUGAUGCCACGGGAAGCCAUCAGCACUCUCUUUGAUAAUUAUACCUGGAUCAAACACUCUGGGGACACCCAGAUCCUAGGGAAAUCUGCUGCCUGGAUCCAUCCUAAAGUCAGUGUCUUUGUCAUCAUCCUGCUCUUCUUCCUCGUGAAGUUCUGCAUGGCUGUUAUUGCCACCACGAUGCCAAUCCCUUGUGGAGGCUUCAUGCCUGUUUUUGUAUUAGGUGCUGCAUUUGGACGUCUCAUUGGGGAAAUCAUGGCAUCACUUUUUCCCAACGGGAUCCUCUUUGAUGACAUUCUUUAUCAAAUCUUACCUGGAGGGUAUGCUGUCAUUGGUGCAGCAGCUUUGACAGGAGCGGUGAGCCACACUGUCUCCACCGCCGUCAUCUGCUUCGAGCUGACGGGUCAGAUCUCUCACAUCCUGCCCAUGAUGGUGGCUGUCAUUCUUGCCAACAUGGUGGCCCAAAGUUUGCAGCCCAGCCUCUAUGACAGCAUCAUCCAGGUGAAGAAGUUGCCCUACCUGCCAGAUUUGGGCUGGAAUCACAUAAGCAAAUACAAUAUCUUUGUUGAGGAUAUUAUGGUCCAAGAUGUGAAAUUUGUUUCGUCCAACUGUAAAUACCGAGACUUGCAAGCGGUACUCCAAAGCACCACAGUGAAAUCUUUGCCUUUGGUGGACUCACCAGAGACCAUGAUCCUCCUGGGGUCUGUGGAGCGAUCAGAACUGCAGGCUCUCCUCCAGACACACAUCAGCCCAGAGCGGCGACGGCUCCACAACAGAGAAAUGCAGCAGAAGCUGAAUGAGGCACCCUAUGAUGGACCCUGGGCAAACCUGCCAAAGCUGAAGCAUGAAUCUUUUGCUUAUGUUGAUGAGGAUGAGGAUACAGAGGAGAAGGGAGAGCUGCCUUGGCCUCCAAGUCCCACUCCCAGUUACCCGGAGGAGCCAAAUGGCCCAACAAGUCCUCUUAAACAAAUGCCUGAAACCUUGGAGCCCCAGCAACACUCAGGCAGUUUCAGGAGUCUGAGGCAAUUGAUCCAGCAGAUUUUGUGCCACUGCAGCCGUCCACAUGAAACAGAGAGCACCAUCCAGGAGCCAGUGGAAGUCACUGAGACAAUGACACCAGAAGAGAUAGAUGCUUGGGAACAGGAGGAGCUGAACAAGAACGUGUGCUUUGACAGCUGCCGUGUAGAUCCCUCCCCUUUCCAACUGGUGGAGAGAACUUCCCUGCACAAGACACACACGUUGUUCUCACUGCUGGGCCUCAGCCAUGCCUACGUAACCAGCAUGGGGAAGCUGAGGGGAGUGCUGGCUUUGGAAGAGCUCCAGAAGGCAAUAGAGGGUUCCACCCGUUCUGGGGUCCGUCUCCGACCGCCCCUUGCCAGUUUCCGUGACAUCAACCGGACUCCAGCCAACACGAAGGUGGAGCAGGAAUCUCAGGCAUGGAGCCGGGAAGACAACGGCACGGCAGCAGCACAGCAAGCAGCAAACCUGGGCACUGAGAGCCCUCUGCCUCCCUGCUCACACUCCCCCCAGCCCUCACACUCACAGGAAGAGGGGGAAGUCCCCAGCUCCACUUAUGCCACGGAUACCGAGUUGGAAGAGAUGGAACUGACAGGGCCAGUUGCUGAAAACAUCUCAGACAUCCUCAAGGACAUAAACCUACACACCACUGACCUGGACGAAGAUGAAGACGAAGAUGAGGAUGUUCCCUUAUAG
This is a messenger RNA of Cinclus cinclus, 3429 nucleotides long. It is a transcript of the gene CLCN1, whose product is annotated as chloride voltage-gated channel 1. Bases 1 to 3429 code for a protein of 1142 amino acids. Gene Ontology annotation, cellular component: membrane. The record is from RefSeq and is a predicted model, not a curated record. Gene Ontology annotation, molecular function: voltage-gated chloride channel activity. The transcript has 27 exons. Gene Ontology annotation, biological process: transmembrane transport; chloride transport. NCBI's taxonomy places the organism in Eukaryota, Metazoa, Chordata, Aves, Passeriformes, Cinclidae.